GCGGUGGGUUUGUGGUCACCAGCGAGAUGCAGAAACUCCUCGACCAGCCCAGAGUACUAUCUGCAAACGAAGAACAGAGGCUGCGGGUGCUCUACCAGCAAAACUCGCUUCAUUUCUCUCCGAUGCUCCUGAACCCGUUCGCUCGGUCUUGCUAUCUAGGCGACUUCGAUGGCGUGAAAAAGGCCGUCGAGUCGGGGACUGCGCCUGACUUGCUUGGGCAGGAAACGGGAUACAAGCACGGCUAUGCCGCGCUGGCUCUCUUUGGCGCGCAACGUGUCGUCAUGUCUAGCCGCGCUCGCGUAGAUCAUAUCGGCACGCUCAAGUACCUCCUCGCGCAGGGAGCGCCUCCCGACAUCCCGGACGUCCUCGGCUACACCCCGCUACACCACGCUUGCAUGGCAUUCCCGUGUGCAGACAUCGCACGUAUCCUCCUCGAACACGGCGCGAGCCCCGAUGCCCCAGACGUCUUUGGCAGCGUCGCGCUCAUGGGCGCGUUCCAAAACGAGUCCAUCGACGCAAUUGAGGUGUUGCUGGAGUUCGGCGCGCGCCUCGACAUCGCGGACAAGAGCGGGAUUACACCAGAUGCCUUCUUCAUCAAGUGUGGCCCAAAGGUGACUGCGGUCGUGCAGAAGUGGAAACGCAAGCGGGCUGGCGCGGCGAACCCGCUGGACGAAAAGAAAUGCGCGACAUGCGCGAAGUCGGGUGUUCCGCUCAAGUUCUGCGCCAGCUGCCACGCGACGUGGUAUUGUUCUAGACAGUGUCAAAGAAAUGACUGGAAGAAGCACAAGCACAUCUGCGUGCCAUUCAGCACAGAGAGCACUGUUACCCCAUUCGAGCAACGCCCUGCGCGCAACUCGCGCUCCGUUCAGGUUCCCCACAUCCCGCAUGGCCAGACGAAGAAGAUGAUCAUCAAGGUGCAGGUUCCUAUGGACGCCCAUACCCUCGAGCCGUCUAACCAGAACAUCGGAAACCUCCUGGUGUACGACAAAAAGCGCAGCUUAGUCUGCAGGAUCCGGAAGUGCGACAACCCGGAGGCGUACAUGCGGCUGUCGGACGUCGUCCGCACGCAGGGCGUCAUGGGCGCGAAAGCGUAUUUCUCUGCUGAGAUGACCUCGCCGGACGUGCUCGUCGUGAAGGUGUCUGAGGUAUUGGCCGAGCAAGCCUUCUGA
Trametes versicolor FP-101664 SS1 is the source of this 1169-nucleotide messenger RNA. Its product is annotated as ankyrin. Gene Ontology annotation, molecular function: protein binding. The transcript is spliced from 5 exons. The coding region runs from base 27 to 1169 and encodes 380 amino acids. The record is from RefSeq and is a predicted model, not a curated record. Lineage: Eukaryota; Fungi; Basidiomycota; Agaricomycetes; Polyporales; Polyporaceae.